ACUUGUCAUUUGAAGUAUCGACUCGAGUGGGUGAUGUGUCUACAUUUCCAAUAGUAAUUUCGUAAAAAUGAUAAUAUUAAACACGUUUUUACUGCUUUUGGCGACUGCAUUCGCCGCAGAAGAAGUAAACACCUAUUUAAUUUUCAAAAAUGUGGAUAGAUCAAUUGAUUUGACGUCGCAAUUGGUGAAAAUCACCAGUACAAUCACCCUGGAAAACGCCGGUAAAGAUGCUAUUAAAAAUUUUCUGGUAGUAGACGAGCCGAAAGCGAACGGUAAAGUCGCUUACCGAGGCGUUAAAGACUCCGCUAAGCAAGAUUUAAACCUUCUGCCCGUUCAAGUAGAAGGAAACGACCAGAAAAAAUACCACAAGGUGAUACUGAGACAGAACUUAGAACCAGGCCGGACCGCAACGGUGGUACUUGAGGAAAUAUUGGCCAGAGCAUUGGAGCCUUAUCCAAGCAGCAUCGCCCAAAAAGAGAAACAAUUAGUGAGGUACUUCGGUAACCAUUACAUGUACUCGCCUUACACGGUGGCAAAACAGAAGACUGAAGUUGUUUUGAGUUUAAGAAGCGUAGAAAAUUACACCAAACUGAAACCUGUGACCCAGUCAGAUAAUGUAAUAACCUACGGGCCAUACACAGACGUUAAACCUUAUACAGAAGAUCAAUUAAUUGUGCACUACGAAAACAACGCCCCCUUCUUAACAGUCACCAAUUUACAUAGAUUAAUAGAGGUUUCCCACUGGGGCAACAUCGCUAUCGAAGAAGAAAUCGAAAUUAAACACACCGGGGCUAAAUUGAAGGGACCGUUUUCCAGAUAUGAUUACCAAAGAGACACGGUCAACUCGCAGCACAGCAUCAAAUCGUACGUUACUGUUUUACCCGCCACAGCACACAGUAUUUACUACAGAGACAGCAACGGUAAUAUUUCAACAUCGGCCGUUAAGCACAGGAAGGACUGGAUCGAAUUGGAACUGCGGCCCAGAUUCCCUCUCUUCGGAGGAUGGCAAAGCUCCUACACACUCGGCUACAGCGUUCCCAGUUAUCAGUACCUCUACAGAACAGCAGAAGGCCAAAAUGUACUGACCAUGAGGUUCAUCGAUCACGUAUUCGACGACAUGUACGUCGAGGAUGUUACUACAUCGAUAGUCCUGCCAGUCGGUGUGUCCGAUGUUAAAUUGGUAACUCCUUACCAAGUGGAAAGGUUGAGGGAUGACGUUAAGUACAAAUAUUUGGAUAACAUGGGCCGGCAGGUUUUGAGACUGAGAAGGAAGGAUUUGGUCGAGCAUCACAUACAAGAUUUCGAGAUUACUUAUUCCUGGCAACCGCAGUUGUUGUUGCACGAGCCGCUGAUGUUAUCUUUGGCGCUAUUUAUUGUAUUCCUAGCUGUAAUAGUUUGGGUUAGAUUAGAUUUCUCGCUUGGGGUUCCCGAACAUAGUAAAAAAGAGUAGAGUUUUUUGUACUGUUUUUUGUUGAAUAAAAC
Phyllotreta striolata is the source of this 1482-nucleotide messenger RNA. NCBI's taxonomy places the organism in Eukaryota, Metazoa, Arthropoda, Insecta, Coleoptera, Chrysomelidae. The record is from the annotation of a GenBank genome assembly.